Molecule: messenger RNA, 7213 nt
Organism: Bombyx mori (domestic silkworm)
Lineage: Eukaryota; Metazoa; Arthropoda; Insecta; Lepidoptera; Bombycidae
Product: facilitated trehalose transporter Tret1-like
Exons: 9
Coding region: 4439-5878 (479 amino acids)
Biological process (GO): transmembrane transport
Cellular component (GO): membrane
Molecular function (GO): transmembrane transporter activity
Source: RefSeq, a predicted model, not a curated record
UUUAUUUGUAUGUGAGUCGAUGAGUCCACCGUCCAUCUGGUAUAAGUGGUUACCGGAGCCUAUAAACAUCAACAAUGAAAUGCCGUCACCUACCUUGAGUUCCUAGGUCUCAGUUUUUACAGUGCAAUUUGAAUGCAAUUUUUUGUAUGGAAGGGAACGAGUGGUUACUUGUUAACUCAACGAAGAGAACACGCGACGACCUGCCCAUUCUUUGUAAAAUAUAACAGCAGUGCAGAGCAGCACUGGCGAUAUUCACGCAUCAUUCAAGCUUAGCCUCGACUCACCGCAUGCUUCGAGCAGCACUGGCACUUGCAAGCUAAUCUCAGCACGGACAACGCUAAUUAAAUGACACGACCUCCAGUUGCCCACUAAGGUUUCUCGCCGGAUCUUCUCAGUGGGUCGCGUUUCCAAUCCGGUGUUAGAUUCUGCGAAACACUGCUCUUGCUAGGGCCAGUUUUGGCAACACUCCCAGCUUGAGCCCCGUGAGCUCACCUACACAUCAAGGAGAAGCUGAAAUAGCCUCUCAAGGCUAUCAGCAUAGGUAGGAAAAAAAGCACCCCCAGUCUCGGAGGAAAUGAUGUGGCGGUAGCCAUCAUACAACGCAAGAUAUUUGGCAGAUGCCUGAAUCUCGCUUACGACAUUUUCAAGAUAAGCUUGCAUAUAAUAUACAAGUCCCGAACAACAACAUUCGGACCGUCGCCGUCGUUCUACCGAGCAAUAUCACUCGCUGGAAAAUCUUUCCUUUGUCGUAUAUAUCUACAGGUUAAUUCCCAGCAUUAUAAUCAAUGGUUAAAUAAUUUUAUAGAAACUUAUUUAAUUAAAUUUCAAUUGCUUUCUUAUGGUUUGGUAAAAUGGAGAUAGUGUCAUCCUCUAUAAUAAUGAGACAUGGCACCGCUUAGAUAUUGGUAUUGAGAGUUUUGGUAGAGAGAGAUAAUAAAAAAAAUUCAAUUCAUAUCACUUCAUUUAAUUAGGAUUCUGUAAUCAAUUUUAUUUUAGUCAAAUCCCUCUUACGUUUCGUAUAUUACAUUUAGUAAAAAUAUUUUAUUUCGAAGGAUUUGGCUGUAUAAGCAAAGGUUACUUUGCCGAUUUCUUAGACAAAGAAAAAAUAUAUUAAAUGAGUGUUAAUUUGAGUUUAUUUUCGUACAAAAUUCCUUAUUUAAUACCGUUAUUUUUAAUUCAUAUAAUUAUUUAAUUAAGAAGCAAUAUAUUAUAUACUGUCCCAACUGUAGUUUAAAUUUCCAAAAAUACAAGUUUGCAUUCUGGGUGAUUCAAAAAUGAAUGAAAAUAUAUCAGAAAUAAAAGGAAGUUCUGACUUUUCCAAACAUGAUUGCGUCUCCUUUUUGAAUCUACUCAACAAAUACGUGAAAGUCAAGCUCUUAAAAAAUUCAGAAUUUGAAGGGUUUAUACGGUGUAUAGAUCCGAUAUCUCAUAGCUUAAUUCUUUCCAUAGCAAAUCACAGCACAUACCACACAGUGGUUGUACCCGGCCAUGCAAUAAUAGAUGUUACAGAAACACAUACAGAUUUGAUACCACCUAUUCAGACACCUGCUAGUUACGUUGAAGACAUUAGUGUGGAUAGAAAAUCUAAUCUAAUAUCUUGGCUGAAAAAGAAUUUGUUGCCAGUUACAGAAGUGAAUGACAAUAUUGUAUUUGGAAAUGUGACGAUAAUUCCUCCUUAUAGUAUUAAUGAUAUUUGUACGGAUAAUACUAUUGUGGCAAUGCAAAUGCGAAAACUAAUUCGACAAAUGCCAUAAUUUUAAAAUUCUUACAAGUUAUGCAAUACAAUUGACAGUUUUGAAUCGAAAACACUGUAACUCGAAAGAUAAUUCAUAUUUUUUAAAUAUUAGAAAUUAUGAAUAGUGAGGACCAUCCUAGCAUCAUAAAAUGUAAUUUAAUAUAUUUUUGUCUAAAUGGUUAAAACUAUAAUGACUAUUAAGAAAUUAGGGUUUUUUGUCUUCAUUGCUUUUUUUCUAAAUAAACACUGCUGAUGUCUCGGUAUUGAAGAUAGUUCAAAUGUAAAAUUAGCAUAAUGCAUACUGCUGGAAUAAAUUGAGGCAUUAAAAAUCUAACUAAAUCUUCUAUUUUGAUUUAGGUCUUCCAAUAAAUUCUUCCAAAAUAUUCAAUACAAAUAUUAUUGAAGGGAGUAGUAAAUGGUUCUUAACGUGUACCUAUUCACCCUCAAUGAAAUCAUUAGUGAUUUGAAACUGUGUCUCUUAGUGAUAUAAUGUCAAGAUUUUAGAACAGCAUGUUUUAAGUAUGGUUUUUGAAAAUAUUUGGUCUUUUUUUGGUAAACCAAGUUGUGAACUUAUGAAUAUUAGGGUAAUUUCACCAACUUCAUUAACUUAUCUUUAAAGAACUGCAAAGGGUUUUUGAAAAAAAUACUAAGAAAAUAAAGAAUCAUAAAAAAAUGCCCAUUUAUGUUUCUUUUCAAACUGUAUCAAACGGUAUCUGGCGUAUCUGCUAAGUUGACAAAACAACAACAACAAAAUCAGCGUGACUUAUACCUCUAUGCCCACAAGACUAUAAACUUUUAAUUUAAUCUGCCGAUCCGAUUGUAUGUUCUAAAUAAUCAUAAAAAAGACGGUGCGCGUGCAACUUGAUGCUCGUGAAAGAAGUAAAACUUCUUUUGUGGUUUUAUUCAUUUUUCAUCUUUAAAUAAAAAUUAUCUUGUAAUAGGGAAUCCUGUGUAUAAGAGAAACGACCUAGCUCACUUUGUCCUUUCCCUUUCUCCAUGUAGAAUUCAUAGAAAUAACAAAUUGAAUGCUGCUAUCCACCUUGAGACGUGAGGUCGAAGUCUAUUGUAUUUUCUAAUUGCUCAUAACCUCAACCAUUAAGCUAUACCAUACCACCAGUGAACUGUAGUUCAAAAGUCGUGUUUUUUAAUAGCGUAAUGAAAAAUUAUUUUGUAGCUUGGUCACUGAUCUGAAUUCAAUCAUUGGUCACUGAAGAAUGCAUUCCUGAUCAAACUGACGAUAUAACUCUUUUGCUUUGUAUUGAAGAUAAAAAAAUUAUCAGUACAUAUAUCAACUUAUAAUAAGUUGUAAUUUUGCAUUAAAUUUAAUUACAUUUAUUCUUUCGGCAGAUUAUCAAUAAAUUGAGUAAUUUGAAACCGUUUUGUGUAAUUUCUGAAUUAUAAUAAAGAUUUGUGGGGAUUGAGAGGAAGCCUUUUCUGUUUGAUUAGUGUUUAAUUUGGUCCUUUCCUGUAGUUGGGUAUCCUGAUAAUUAAAUAUAAAAUGACUACAUACUCACUCGGUAUUCUUAAAUCUCAGGGCCGUACUAAGUAUGCAUAUUGAAGGGCUUUAUUUAGUAUACAGAAAAGUGGUUAAAGAAGAUAAAUCAUCGAUAAUGGAUUUUCAAAUCUUAAUUUUAUUAUAUUUAUUAAAUUAAUUUAUUUAAUUAAAAUUUCAUAAUGUAAUCAGAUACCUAAUAUGUAUUAAUAGGUUUAGGUAUGUAGGUAUUUUCACAAAAAAGUUGUCAUAUUUUACUCUGAAAUUAUGUUUAUAUUUUAUGACAACCGUACAUACACAAUACAAAAUAAUACUUUGAAUUGUGCUUGUCAUUUUUAGUUUAAUCUUUAAUAAUUCAAUACCCACUGUCGUGGCGGUUAUCUAAUUAUGUACAACUAUAUAAAUUAAUUUAAAAUUCUUUAAAAAUGAAAUUUUAUUGGUUGUUAGUUACCUAUUAAUGUUCCUAUUUCUAAUUAAUUAUGAAAAUUAUCUUGCAUAUGGUAAGACUACUUUGAGGCUUAAUGUAAAGUUAGAUAGCUUUGCAUUAUAAAUAUAAGGAUACGCAAUUUUCCAAAAAUGUUAAAAGACUAUAAGGUAAAGGUAUUAAAGGACAUAAGAGUCGACUAUUAUCAAAGCCGGCAAUGUGACUUUUGGACAAUUAUUGGUAAAUCAGAAAAACGAAUUAUUGACUUUGUAUUCCAUUGGCAGUCACAAAACUCUUCUGAACGACAUCUUAGAUAAAUAACAGGUUAAGUUAAAACUUUAUUUAAUUCAGGUUUUGAACCGUAUUCUUUGAAGGAGACGAUUAUAUUCAAAUCAAUCUGUAUUGACAUAUCAAUAACAUUUUUUUUGUCCAAAUGCACAGAUUGCCACCUUUGAUAAUAGACGACUCAUAAGUAGAUAUGUCAAUUUAGAUUUCAUUUUCACGUCAAUCUCCCUCUCGUCUACACUCAUAGUUCUUGCAACUAUGUAUGUACAUGUGUAUACGUACUGUAUAAGUACAAGAACGAGAACUGUGAUAGUAGCAGUUUGUUCAUUUUACACUCGAACAUUUUAUUGUUACAAGACGGAAACUUCACACGUCACCGUGAUGUAAUUCUCAAGACGGUUUUAUUGUGGAAAUUGGUGAUAAGACACCUUUAUUCGCAUAGUCAGUCGCAUUAAAAAUAUUGUUUUGGCAUUUCAGUUACAUUUUAAUUACAAUCAGUGAAAUGGCCGAAUCCACAAAGAGAAAAGUGCAAUAUUUAGCGGGAAUUUGUGCCUCAUUAACAUUUAUGUUUACUGGAGCAACAUUAGCGUGGCCUUCGCCAGCGAUUCCAAAGUUAUCAAGCGGCGAAGCGGGCGUAAAAAUUACUGACGAACAGAUAUCAUGGGUGGUGUCGCUUCAUGGGCUGGGUGCGUUGUUAGGUUCUUACGGCGGUCAAUUAUUGAACGAACGUGUUGGACGUCGCAAAACCAUUUUUGUUUCGUCUGCCCCAGGAAUAUUAGGUGCGAUUAUGAUAUUUUUUAGUAAAAUGCCUGUUGUGAUGUACCUUGCACGUUUUCUCAUGGGGGCGUCGACGGGCGUAAUUGCCGUGGUGACAAUGAUAUAUGUAACAGAAAUAGCCGAUAAGGAGAUUCGGGGCGCAUUAGGUAUGAUAAUUCAAGUUAUGAACAACUUCGGAUGUCUUAUCAUAUAUAGCGUCGGGCCAUUCGUUUCGUAUACUUUCCUGAAUUCGAUACUAAUUACGAUACCUAUAAUAUACGUAUUAGCGUGUUUGUGGAUACCGGAAUCUCCGUAUUAUCACUUAAAAGACGGGCGAAUAGCUGCAGCAAGAAAGGAGUUUAGAGUUUUAAAAGGAUCCAAAAACGAAAAGUGGAUCGAUGAGCAGUUUAACGUCAUACGAAUACACGUGCAGGAAAAUAUGGAGAGCAAAAGCUCUGUGAAGGAAUUGCUAACCAAUACUAAAUACAGGAAAGCCAUUUAUAUUGUUUUGGGCUUGAAGAUCCUCCAAUAUAUGACCGGUAUUCUCGUUAUACAAUCGUAUCUUGAAGCGAUAUUUACACAGAGCAGUUCUAUAUCCGGUCCACUUGCAAGCAUUGUCUAUGGAUUUGUGCAAAUCCUCGCAUGUAUUGGCGCUACGUUUCUAACUAGGUGGAUCGGACGCAGGAUUCUCAUGUUUGUUUCUUGCCUCGGCGUGUCACUGUCAAUGACAUUAGUCGGAUUGUAUUUCUAUCUAAAGGACGUUGUGAAAGUUCAGCCCGAAACAUUGGCUUCUUUAUUUCCGGUGCCUCUAAUUGGCAUAAUAGGGUUUAAUAUAUUAUACGCGAACGGCUUAGGGAACUUACCGUACGUGAUGCAAGUAGAAUUGUUUCCUGUAAACGUGAAGGCUGUCGCGUCCAGUCUCGCGACGAUGUUAGCUUGCGUCUUCAGUUUUGUCGUGACGAAAUUCUAUCAGGUCGUCAAAGAUUCGUUCGGUCACUAUUCCGUGUUUUGGUCCUUCGCUUUUGUUGGUUACGCGGGUUUGUUCUUUGUUUAUUUUUGUGUGCCCGAAACGAAAGAUAAAACGCUGGAAGAGGUACAGGAUAAUAUGGAGAAACGCUCGCCUGAAGAACGGGCUUUGAGAGAGCGAAACAUUGAUGAAUGCGAUCACCGUGAAGAAGCUAAAUAGUUGUUUGUGAUUGGUGUAGAUGUAAAUAUUUUUUUCGGGACGUAUGCAAUGUUCUUGUGUUUAAUGCAGACGCGGCCACGUCAUUGCAAUUUUAUAUUAAAAAAAUAUGUUAGUUAAGAAGACAUGUCUUUACCAUAUAAUAUACUAGCUGACCCGGCAAACUUCGUAGUGCCUCAAUCGAUAAAUAAAAGACGUAAACUUUUGUAUAUAAUAAACAAAAGGAAUCUGACCUACGGGGGGCCACAUCAAAGGAAAAACAAAAUUGUUCUUUUUAUUUAAUUCCGAGUAUUUUCAUAUUUACCUUUUAAACCUUCUCUGGACUUCCACAAAUAAUUCAAGACCAAAAUUAGCCAAAUCGAUCCAGCCGUUCUCGAGUUUUAGCGAGACUAACAAACAGCAAUUCAUUUUUAUAUAAAUAGAUAACAAAAAAACUCUUGGGAACGGAACCCCAAAAAUAAGCCAUUAUUGAGGUUUUUAUGAAAAUUUACGAUCGUUGCUCAAAAUUAAUGACAUGUCCUUCUUCAAAUGAGGCUUGUGGAGAGUAUUUAACGGUAGGCAGUGGCUUGGUUCUGCCCUUGGCAUUGCUGAAGUCCAUGGGCGACGGUAACCAUAAUAACAUAAUAGGUAUGGCGAUGUAGAAUGACGUCAUUAUACAAUAUAGCGUGCUCACUAGGAAGGAACAAACUACAGCGUUUUAACUAUUUCUUAAGAAUAAUUAUUUUAUUUCUUGUUUAUCAACUAUGUAGAUAGUUAUUAAAUCAACGAGCAAGCACGCUAUUUGUGCGUCGAUCAAACGAAAAACAAAAAUCCUCAAAAGAGCGUUAAUUGGUUUUGAAAAAUAGUCAAGCAAAAUACGUCUUUAUAAUCAUACACUUGUAAGUAAAAAGUUUGUAAAUGUUCAAUAAUUUUGUUUCGAAUUAUCUUCAAUUAGUAUUAGUUAAUCGUUCCAGUUUUUUUAAAGAGCAAUCGGUACUUACCUCAUGUUUAUUUACAAGACAUUAGUAGUUUACAAGACAAGAGUAAUUGUUAUACUAUUUGCUUUGCGAAACUGAGCCUUCGAGUGUCUUUACCUGAGUGCCUUUUUACUUUGAGUUUUUUCUAAAAAUUCGGUGUUUUACACUCUCGGAGGAGUGUUACAACGAAUGUUCCAACCUCGCGAUUCUCGUACAUCGAAUGUCACCUUAUGACUAAAAGUCACAAAGGAAGUAGUCUUUUUAAACUCUGCGUCAGCCAACUUCGAGUAUCAUAUAGACCACAUACUGAUACAUUGUGUAUAUUUCUAUUCAAUAUAUACGUAUGUACACGUGCCAAUAAAUAUUGUUCUUUCGUGUUUUU